Teleopsis dalmanni is the source of this 1201-nucleotide messenger RNA. Its product is annotated as inositol monophosphatase 2-like. Gene Ontology annotation, biological process: signal transduction; phosphatidylinositol phosphate biosynthetic process; inositol metabolic process. Gene Ontology annotation, molecular function: inositol monophosphate 1-phosphatase activity. NCBI's taxonomy places the organism in Eukaryota, Metazoa, Arthropoda, Insecta, Diptera, Diopsidae. The coding region runs from base 199 to 1047 and encodes 282 amino acids. The transcript is spliced from 3 exons. The record is from RefSeq and is a predicted model, not a curated record.
GACUGACAAUCCAAACUGUGAACGCUGAGCUUUUGGGAAUUCAAAAUGUAAACUCGUUUUUCAGUUUGCUGUUAACUGAUUGGAGUAUAAAACAAACUGUAGCUGAAGAAACAAUAUUUAACUAUUUUACAGAAAUUGGUGAUUCAGCAAUUAACGUUAAAGUAUUUUUGACGACGGUUUAAUAUUGAACUUGGAAAAAUGGUUACUAAAGAGGUGAUUGAUAAGUACUUUGAUUUUAUUUACCCAUUGGCUGUUCGUGCUGGAGAGAUCUUGCUUGAAGGUUACUAUAAGACUACAAUACCUGUUGAAAUUAAGACGGACUUCUAUGAUGUUGUCACAGAAUAUGACAACAAAAUCGAAGAAUAUUUAAUGGAGCAAAUACUGGCGACUUACCCAGACCACAAAUUCAUAGGUGAAGAAGACACAGCUAAGAACGAUAAUAUAACUAAGGAUCUUACCGACGCGCCAACUUGGAUAAUAGAUCCAAUAGACGGUACAGCUAAUUUUAUUAAGCAAAUACCACAUGUAAGCGUUUCAAUUGGUUUGUCAAUCAAUAAAGAAAUUGUUUUGGGAAUUGCGAAUAAUCCGGUACAGGCAAAGAUGUACACAGUGAAAUUGGGACAAGGUGCGUUUUGCAAUGGAAUUCCAAUUAAAGUCAGCCAAUGUGAAAAGAUGAAUGAUGCUAAUGUUGGAUAUGAAGUAUCUUUAUUGCAUGCACCAAGCAUUCGAGAUAAGCACAUAAAACGCAUAUACCACAUUGGAAUACAUGCAAGACGAGUACUGUCAUAUUCUUGUGUUGUUGACUCACUUUGCAUGGUGGCUGCUGGUAAUUUAGAUGCAUUUCAUAUUGAGGAUAUGUAUCCAUGGGAUUGUGCUGCAGGUUAUCUACUUAUCUGCGAAGCUGGAGGUGUUGUUACACAUCCCUAUGGAGGUAAAUUCGAUAUUGAGAAACCUGAUCUAAUAUGUGCUGGUACGGAAAAUUUACGCAUAGAAAUGGAGCAAUUAAUACGUAAAGCAGAUAAAGAAAAAUCUGUUGGAGGCAAUUAAAAUUAAUGCAAAUAAUACUAAAUUUUGAUAAUGCAAUCUCAACAAUUAAAAAUUCUUUAUCUUACAAAUGAAUCUGUACUUAUUUCUUAAAGAACAUAUAAUUAAAAUACAAAUAUAUAUAUGAUACGUAACUGAAUUUAAUAUAAGUGAUUAA